AUGAACUUCGUCCGACAAAUGUCGUUAGUCAUCGUCGAGAAGCCAACAAAAACCUCAGGUGUCAACAGGUAUGACCAAGCACUCGAUGAAGAGCAAACACUUGGUAAUCAUUGUUGCUGCAAUUCAUUUGUCCAAAAGGAGUUACCCGAUGCUCAGCCGGAAGGAAGAAAUACGUACUCGCGUCGAGUGUGUCGAGACGAACGCAGAGAGAGAACGCAGCAACUGAGAACAGUGCAUCUGCCUUUCCACGAAGAAAUGGCGAUCCCAUUUGUAAUGCCGUCCGACGACGAAGCAGGAGACCAGGGACAGCGGUUAGAGCAACUGAUGCUUGAUCUGUACGCCGCAUUGCAACAGGUCCUCCGAAGCCGGGCCGCUCAGCAUGCAUCACGAAAUCGUGAGUCGAACGGUUUUUUAAAUCUCGUUGGCACCUAUCUCGAGAUUUUCCUACUUCUCCUUCUACAACGAACAAUGUAUCGCAAUGUAUACUGAUCUGUAUAAUCUGUCGCGUCAACUUGAGUUUAUAUCGUAGCAGAAAUGGACGAUCAAUCGACCAGCGUACUCUACGUGGUCAUGCGACUCGUUGUCACGUGGUAUGGCCACGUUUUUCUUAAUUUUUCCAUUUGGCCCCGGCGCUAUGGCUAAGAUGUGUCUAUGGGUUAGGAAACAAUCUUACCACGAUGCACUUUCGACGGCUUUUCAGGAAGACGCAUUCGCCGGAGACCGGGCAAUUAGAUACGAUUUCAUGAGAACCACGAUAUCGUCCGCGAGACGUUUUUCCGAUCGUCUACACAGAGGCUGGUGGAUCUAGUCGAAACAAAUAUAUUGAUAUGAAAUAUAGUUACACAGAGAAAGUUAU
This is a messenger RNA of Heterotrigona itama, 856 nucleotides long. NCBI's taxonomy places the organism in Eukaryota, Metazoa, Arthropoda, Insecta, Hymenoptera, Apidae. The record is from the annotation of a GenBank genome assembly.